Molecule: messenger RNA, 2106 nt
Organism: Ascochyta rabiei
Lineage: Eukaryota; Fungi; Ascomycota; Dothideomycetes; Pleosporales; Didymellaceae
Exons: 3
Coding region: 1-2106 (701 amino acids)
Source: RefSeq, a predicted model, not a curated record
AUGGACAAGUUGAAGAUCCAGCAGAAGUCGCGCACUGCGCGCAACAGGCUGGCUGAGGCUGUCUCGCGAGGAAAUGGCACCGGCUCCCUUGCUGUUCCUCCGUCCACGCUCGCAAUCAACGACAACGCUAGCACGACUGGUGUGAAUGAGGGCUUUCCAGGCCAACCCGCUGCACACGACUUUGCAGUUCCGGAACGAACUACAGUACAACCGACCAUUGAGCCUCCGACGUCUCUGCAGUCCUCAAUAGACAGCGGCAAGCGCGUGCCUGUGCCUCCUCCACCUCCCAAAGAUGGCAUCCGUACGCCUAAAAAACGAGAGACGUCAUCGCCUCUGACCCCUCAAAGAGCACGAAGCAACUCGGCACCACAUCGACCACGAAGCCAGCAACGUGGAUCGCCUCAGCAGCAGCACAGUCCUUACAGUCGGCCAUCACCAGGCCGGCAAGUCAGCAUUGGAAUUCGGCGAAUGCCUUCUUCAGUCACUCUGAAUCAAUAUGCGCAGGCCACGAACCCCUCCUCGCAGCGACUCAGCCAGCCUCUGGAUACUCUGGAAGAAGGCCGAGAACUGGGGAGAACCCCAUCAAAGUCAACGGAUUCGACACCCACCCACCCAGAACCCAGUAGACUAAGGAAGGUGAGGAGUGCUAUACAAACAAGAGUGCCGUUUUGGAACAGUCCCAGCAGCAAAGAGAAGGGCAAGUCCCCUGAGCCCUUCGAUCUAUCUGGCCAUGGACCUGCAGACGCAGGGAUGGACUACACAUCCGACAUGGUUGACGUGCUCGACACGAUUGAUCCUGAAGUUGCGACUCUGACGUCUUUGACCAACCUGCAAAACUCACUGUUCGUGCCCAACUUGCCCUUCUUCAACCGGCGGCCGACCUACAAUUUGCGACGCGCCCCGAGUGAGACUGCAAGUCUCGAGGAAAUCAACCGAAUCCUCGCUCCAGCACAUGCGGCUCAAUCCGGAGCAGACUUGCAGCCACUUCCUAGGUUGCAGCGUACAGAGACUGAGGGCACGGUGGCCACUCUGGCAUCCAUUGACUCACAACUCAGCGAUUCUCGCUAUGCUGUGCUUCCGCACGGUACCUCCUUGGAGGGCUGGAGCAAGCGCGACAAGGCAGAGAUGAACGAUCACGUCCGCCACAUGCUUCACUCGAAGCGCUCCAAAUUCAAGCGCACCAUGAGAGGCUUCGGACAGUAUGUCAGAAGGCCCCUGGGAUUCUUAGUCACACUCUACGCUACCCUCAUCACCCUCUUUGGUCUCGCAUGGGUCCUCUUCCUCAUAGGCUGGAUCAACGUUGGAGGUAAGCAGAUAUACGUUGUUCACAUCAUCGAUAGCGUCCUGGUAGCCCUCUUUGCCGUCGUUGGAGAUGGCCUCGCUCCCUUCCGAGCCAUCGACACAUACCACAUGAUCUACAUAGCCCACUACCAUCACUACACAUGGUCUCGCAGAAAGAAGGACAUGCUUCCUGCGUUGCACGAUCAGAAUGACCUCCCGUCUAACAACGCACCCAUUACUGGGCCACGGACGACCGACCCCGAGGACCCUGAGAAGCAGUGGGAGUUUACUGUUCUGACUCCGAAGCAGCAGCAGAAGCUUGAGCAUCAUCAAGAGAAGUUUUGCAAAUCGCACUCAUUCUACAAGCCCCAUGAGACCGAGACGCAUUACGCCUUCCCACUCCGCUUCCUUGUCGCGAUCGUUGUCCUGCUCGACUGCCACUCGCUUCUUCAGAUCUCGCUGGGUGCCGCUACGUGGGGGAUCUACUAUAAGCACAGGCCCUUCGCAAUCACUACUGUGAUCCUAAUCUGCUCCAUCACGUGCAACGCCACCGCGGGGCUACUUAUCUGGCUGGGCGACAAGCGUACCAGGAAGACCGAUGUGCUUGAGCGUAUGAACAGGCAAGAGCUGACCGAGGAGGCCAUCCAAAAGGUCGAAAAGAAGAAAGAGCGCGGGAGCGAGAGUGAAGGGGAUGAGCUCAACAAGAGUGAGAGGAAAGGGCGAGUGAGUUUGGACAUGAUUAGGAAGAAGACUCGGGGUAGUAGCAGUGAGAAGAGUAGGAAGCGCGGGGAACUACAGCCGACUGCAGAGAACCCGUAUCCUUAG